AUGAUUAAGACUGAUAGCCUGAAAAGAACAAUUCUCCAGGAGCUUAAUGUUAGCAAUGAGCAGAACUUAAAUUUGGAAAUUAUAAGUCAAACUGCAGUCAGUGUCAAUGGGAUGGUUUUCGAACAAUUACCAGUACAAAGUCUUCAAGCUAUUGUCAGUAUUCGUGAUAUUGAGAGAGAAAGACUGUCAAAGCAACCACCCACACAACCUAGUAUACCAAGUUAUUCUGCUAGAGUAAAUACUUUACCUCCCCUUAAAGUUGAAGCUCAAAAAACCAACCAUACCUCAUCUUUACUUCCAAACAAUCAAUCACUUCCUCUUCAAAAAGCACCUCUAGUUCCCUCAAUAAAACCUAGCUCUCUUCCCAAGAUUAAGCCACAGAUUCAAAAAUCAUCAUCAAGCUCAAGUUCAGACAGUGAAGAUGAUAAGGCAAUUCCUGUUGUUUCUUCUAACAAUGUUGCUUGCCCUCCUCCUUUGAAUGACAUUCCUCAUGUUCUUCCUAGAGUGUUACCAUUGAAACAGUCUCAAACAGAUGGUCUGUUACCUCCAGCUAAUGCUGUUUUAAAACCAAUAAAACCAUUGAGAAGUAGACUUCACUCUCCCACUCCUAAAGCUAGUAUAAAAGUUGAGCCUUCAUUAUCGUCAUCAUCAUCGACUUCCAUAUCAAAGGAUCAACCUAAAAAGAGGCAUAGAAGACGAAAGUCUAAACUAGCCAAAUCAAACAGGUCACCGUCGCCAGUAAAACACCAAACCACAACAAGCAGCAGUGAUGAUGAAGACACAUUUGAUCCAAGUAUCACAUUUAUAUUCUAG
Messenger RNA from Amphimedon queenslandica, 813 nucleotides. RefSeq lists its product as uncharacterized. NCBI's taxonomy places the organism in Eukaryota, Metazoa, Porifera, Demospongiae, Haplosclerida, Niphatidae. The transcript is spliced from 5 exons. Bases 1 to 813 code for a protein of 270 amino acids. The record is from RefSeq and is a predicted model, not a curated record.